AAACCAGACAAGGACAGUAAAUUGAUCAGAAGUCAUCGAAAAGAUCAACUGUUUCUCAUUCUCUAUCUUUCUCUAUGCUUUGAUUUCAUCGCUUAUUGCUCAUCCUUCUUUGGCUCUUCAGUUCUUCCUCUGAGAGUGUGUGAUGAAUCUGGUUCUGGGUUCCUCUGUUUGUCAGUUUCUCAUGCUCUUCUUACCAUAGAAGAAGAAAUCAUUUCUUGGUUUGUUAGAAUUGAGGAAAGAAACCCAUUUUCGAUUCGACCUACUUCCCGUUUCUCUCAGUAGGGUCUGGUUGGAGCGGUGCUUGGACACCCAACCUGGCACCAUUGAUAGAUAGAAAUGGGUAUAUAUCUAAGCACCCCUAAAACUGAGAAGUUCUCUGACGAUGGUGAGAAUGACAGACUUGGGUAUGGUUUAUCCUCCAUGCAAGGGUGGCGUGCAACCAUGGAAGAUGCUCAUGCAGCAUAUCCAGAUCUCGACACUUCCACAUCGUUCUUUGGUGUUUAUGAUGGUCAUGGAGGUAAAGUAGUUGCUAAAUUCUGUGCAAAGUACCUUCACCAACAGGUUCUCAAGAAUGAAGCAUAUUCAGCAGGGGAUUUGUGUACUUCUGUGCAGAAAGCUUUUUUCAGAAUGGAUGAGAUGAUGCGUGGACAAAGAGGUUGGAGAGAGUUAGCUGUACUGGGAGACAAGAUGAACAAGUUUACUGGCAUGAUAGAAGGGUUGAUAUGGUCUCCAAGGAGUGGGGAACCUAAUAACCAACUUGAUGAUUGGGCUUUUGAGGAGGGGCCCCACUCUGAUUUCUCUGGACCAACAUCUGGAAGCACGGCUUGUGUUGCAAUUAUCCGAAACAAUCAACUUAUUGUUGCAAAUGCGGGUGAUUCUCGGUGUGUAAUCUCUAGGAAGGGGCAGGCAUACAAUUUAUCAAGAGAUCAUAAACCUGACCUUGAGGUUGAGAAGGAAAGGAUCUUAAAAGCUGGUGGUUUUAUUCAUGCAGGCAGAGUCAAUGGAAGUUUGAACUUAGCAAGAGCUAUUGGAGAUAUGGAAUUCAAGCAGAACAAAUAUUUGCCUGCUGAAAAGCAAGUUGUCACUGCCAAUCCAGACAUAAAUACUGUUGAGCUUUGCGAUGAUGAUGAUUUUAUCGUGCUUGCAUGUGAUGGCAUUUGGGAUUGCAUGUCGAGCCAGCAACUAGUGGAUUUUGUGCAUGAACAGCUGAAGAUUGAAAGCAAGCUUUCAGUGGUUUGCGAAAGAGUAAUGGACAGGUGCUUAGCACCAUCAACAGUUGGUGGUGAGGGAUGUGAUAACAUGACCAUGAUCCUGGUGCAGUUCAAGAAACCGUGUGUGUCCAUAGCACCCAUAGAGGGAGAGUCAUUGCCAUCUGAUCCUGCAGAAGCCAAUCCAAAUCAAGCUGAGACUGAUUCAAAACCUGCAGAUAAUGACGCAAAUUAAAGAUACUUGUAGUCAUUUGAUGGUUGGAUCCUAUUUUCAGUUGACAGGAGCUCCGAUUGAUUGGGAUUCUCUUUUGACUUGUAAGACUUGGAUUCUCACAAUAUAUCUGUAGAUGUAGAUGUUUUAGCAUAAACUGAGUAAAGAAUAGAUUAGCAAGGUUUUGAGUGUGUAUUUGUGGUUGUCUAUGAUUUGUGUAGCUCAACUACAGUAGGUCUGUUGGAAUAAAAAGUGUACAGAUGCUUCUAACCAUCAA
This is a messenger RNA of Telopea speciosissima, 1696 nucleotides long. RefSeq names its product probable protein phosphatase 2C 60. Bases 337 to 1443 code for a protein of 368 amino acids. NCBI's taxonomy places the organism in Eukaryota, Viridiplantae, Streptophyta, Magnoliopsida, Proteales, Proteaceae. The transcript is spliced from 11 exons. Gene Ontology annotation, biological process: protein dephosphorylation. The record is from RefSeq and is a predicted model, not a curated record. Gene Ontology annotation, molecular function: protein serine/threonine phosphatase activity; cation binding.